Messenger RNA from Ectocarpus sp. CCAP 1310/34, 291 nucleotides. The record is from the annotation of a GenBank genome assembly. Lineage: Eukaryota; Phaeophyceae; Ectocarpales; Ectocarpaceae.
AUGGGACGCACGUGUAAUCUGGUGCGUCUCGCCGGCUUUGCCCUGGUUGCUGGGAUUGCUUACGGUGGAUGCCCGUUCCUUUCAAGUCAGGAGGACCAGCAGCUACUUGACAACCACAUUGGUGGGGAAGGCCUCCUCUCCACCGGCAGCAGUUGUGAAGAACGCGCCGACUACUCCCGAGAGACAUAUGAAGCCAUCAAGGCCGACAUCUUGGUUGUGUUCGUCGACCCCAGGGACUUCUGGCCGGCCGAUUUCGGCAACUACGCCCGUUUGAUGAUUCGCCUUGCUUAG